Messenger RNA from Rodentolepis nana, 4095 nucleotides. The record is from the annotation of a GenBank genome assembly. Lineage: Eukaryota; Metazoa; Platyhelminthes; Cestoda; Cyclophyllidea; Hymenolepididae.
AUGGCCCUAGCGGAAUUUGCCAAGUUUAAAGAACCUACGAAAUGUUUUGAUGUAGAUCGUGCAUUACGUGCUCCCAUAAAUUUACAGCAUAAUGAUGAGCUGUCAAUCUCCGUUGAACCUGUUCUUAAGGGUCAUAUGAGGCCCAUUGAACAUGGAAUCGCUUCAAAUGAUUUGAAGAUAAACUUUAUGCAUGGAACUACUUGUUUGGCGUUCAAAUUCAAGGAAGGAAUUAUUGUUUCAGUGGAUUCGCGAGCAUCUGCUGGAUAUUACAUUGCUUCUCCUCUCGUGCACAAGGUUUUGAAGAUUAACAAGCACCUUUUGGGCACUAUGGCUGGUGGCGCCGCAGAUUGUUUGUAUUGGACUCGUGUCCUUUCUAAACAUUGCCGAUUAUUUGAAUUGAGAAACAAAGAAAGAAUUUCUGUCGCUGCUGCAUCGAAACUUCUUUCCAAUAUGCUUUACAAUUACAAAGGUUAUGGACUUUGUUUAGCAUCGCUUAUUGUUGGAUAUGAUAAGAUGGGACCUGGUUUGUACUAUGUUGACAAUGACGGAACUCGUUUAACUGGUGAUUACUUCUCUGCUGGAUCAGGCUCUACAUAUGCCUAUUCUAUUCUUGAUGCAGAACAUCGUUUUGAUAUGACAAUGGAUGAAGCUAUUGAACUUGGUCGUAAGGCUAUUUAUCACGCAACUUACAGAGAUGCCGCCUCUGGUGGCAUAAAUAAUCUGUAUUACAUGGGACCCGAUGGAUGGACUUUUAUCGGUGCGAGUACCACCUUCUUCGCUCUCUUUCUCGUGGCUGUUCUUGUAUUUUGGUGCGAAUUCGUUCUCUUUUAUUUCUACCUAUUUCAAUGUACAUGGCCUCAGAUUUCGGAAGAGAAGUUGGAUAAAUUCAUCCUACCUAGUGAGAAGGCGAAACCUGUGAGGAUUCUUCUCGUUUCUGACACUCAUAUUGGCGUCAGACAUAAUCUUAUCGAUAGAAUGCGAAGACAUUGGCUGUUGAAUAGAGCUUUCAAGACAGCGAUGAACCUUUAUUCUCCUGAAGUUGUGAUUCAUCUUGGUGACCUUCUGGAUCAGGGUUUCUUUGAACCUGAUGAGGAUUUUAAUAGGGACGUGGAAAUUGUUAAAUCGAUAUUUGACAUCGAUCGGAAAUCGACCGUGUUUAAAGUACUUCCUGGGAAUCAUGACGUUGGAUUCCAUCAUCGUCUGCAUCCAUAUACCUCCAGUCGUUUUAACAGUGUAUUCCGUCUUCCAACUGACCGGAAAUAUUCCAAAGACGACGUAGAAAUUAAAGGUUCAGUAAAGCUAUGGUCCUACAAAGGCCUCUUAUUCGUUUUCCUCAACAGCAUGGCAUUCGAGGGUGACUCCUGCCGGUUCUGCCAACGUGCCGAUGAUGAACUACAACUCUUAACAAAACGCCUGCAGUGUCUUCGUGGUGAGCUACCUCUCCAAUCUUGUCAGGAUGACUUCAGAUCAAUUAUGGAGCAUGAUAGUGACGAGAUCAAUAUGGGUGACUACACCCAUCCCAUCCUGAUUCAGCACUUUCCCCUCUUUCGUUCCGAUGAAACAGUAUGUGAAGCCAACCAUCCCGACUCUAUGCCAGAAUCUGAGCGAAAGGUGCCCUAUAAACCUGGGAUUGAUUGUCUCUCUGACUCAAUCACUCGACAGCUGUUCUUCUCUAUACGGCCUCGAUUGGCUUUCGGUGGCCAUUCGCAUUACUUCUGUCAUCGUACACAUGCGGUUGGCUCUCGUUCGCUGGAUUCUAGUACUUGGAGGGUAGAGGAGUGGACCCUUCCAGCGCUCUCUUAUCGCGUAUCUGGACAUCCUGGCUUCGUUCUGCUUCACGCUUCUCGAAACGGUUACGCUGUGAAACGAUGUCACCUGCCAACAGAAUGGACAAUAGGACUCAAUUAUGCCAUUGGAUUUUGUAUAAUCAUAUUUGUCUACUGGAAUAUGCGUCGCAAACGCUACUCCCCUCCCAUUUUUCAAACUCGACCUGAUUACAUCAGUAAGAGAGAACCAUCAGAUGGUGAGGAAAGGGAAGAACCUCGAAGAAUUGGUCCACAACUAGCUCCCGACGCAAUGUCUCCUAGCACUGGUAUAGGCCCAGUCCUUCCAGAACAUAUUGUUCGAGCUCAGAUGGCAAAUGAGGCUCUGAAAGAGGAGAUAGAAGAGGUUUCGUUAGUAGAUGUCGGAGCAAUCGGACCUCUUCUACCUGGUAACGAGGUUGUCGAAGAACUUCGGCAUACGUCUCGACGGUCUAAAACCAUGCCAAGUGGUCAAUCGGACAAACUAGAACGUGAAUCCUGGAUGACUGACUACCUUCCAGUUUCAACCGACCCUCUAGCUGCCUUGAAACCUCGAAAAUUUCGUCAAGGAACUGCGCCUACUGGAGGUGUCGAUUCUUCUUGGUUUACCGUUUCUGGUAGCGGGCCACUCGAUCCCGACUCCACAUCCUCAAUAGCUAAUAUCCCUCAGCCAGAUCCUCACUCAAAGUUACUUCAGGAUGUCGUAACUGUUCGUGAUAAUACAAUGUUUGCUGUUGCCAAUGAUUAUAACAAAAAGCAUAAACGGGACGAGAGUUUAUUGGAGCGCCACCAGAGAAAACUGGCUAAAAAGGCGCAAAAGACUAAAAGAAAGACGAAGAAAAGGAAGAGUCGCGACGGUUCUUCAACAUCUAGUAGCUCUACCAGUAGUAGUAGUUCAAGCAGUGAUUCCUCAAAUACUGAGGAUCGGAAGAAACACAAGCAUCAGCAUCAUAAGAAGCGCAAAAAGGACAAAGACAAGAAAAAGAAGAACAAAAAGACUGAGGAGGUUGCUGCUCCAAUGAGACAGCCGUUUGAUCGUGAUCGAGAUUUGUUCGCCUCAAGAGUUGAUCCCCUUAAACGGAAAGCUAUUAUUGAACGUUCGAAAAACUUGGGAUCAAGAUUCGCUCACGGAGGGCAAAAGAGUUUUAUCGGGUUAUUCCGUUCUGCUAUUACCAAUACUGCCGCAAAUCUGCGGUACUUUUCUAAUGCACCAUCAGCUUCAGCUGUUCUACAGCCUUUCAAGCUCUAUAAACUUGACAAUGGUCCUCCUUCGACAACUACUUGUACUCGAGAGGAUGCUUUGAAAUACUACGAAACCAUGCAACGUGUUCGUCGCAUGGAAACUACUCUUAGUUCUCUUUACAAGGAGAAGAAGGUCCGUGGUUUCUGUCAUCUCUACUCUGGUCAGGAAGCCGUAGCUGUUGGUACUGAAGCUGCUCUUAUUCCUGGUGACGCCAUCAUCACUGCUUAUCGCUGCCACGCCUUUGUCGUCACUCGUGGAGAGUCAGUUGCUAGCGUGAUUGGCGAGUUGCUUGGAAAAUCUAAUGGUAACGUCUCCGGCAAGGGAGGUAGUAUGCAUAUGUAUGCCAAAGAAUUCUAUGGUGGAAAUGGUAUCGUCGGUGCUCAGGUUCCUCUUGGUGCAGGUGUUGCUCUUCACAAGAAGCGAAAUGGUACUAACAACCUUUGCGUCACCAUGUAUGGUGAUGGCGCAUCUAACCAGGGUCAAGUCUUCGAAACGUUCAAUAUGGCCAAGCUCUGGAACCUUCCUUGCAUUUUCGUCUGUGAAAACAACAAGUAUGGUAUGGGCACUUCCGCUCAACGUUCCUCAUGCAACACCGCUUACUACACUCGUGGUGAUGUGAUUCCUGGUCUCUGGGUCGAUGGUAUGGACAUAUUGAGUGUUCGUGAGGCAAUGCGAUAUGCUGCUGACUGGUGCCGUUCUGGGAAGGGCCCAAUUGUCGUUGAGACGGAAACAUACCGUUACUUUGGUCAUAGUAUGUCCGACCCUGGUACCAGCUACCGAACUCGUGAUGAAAUACAAACCGUUCGACGUGAACGUGACCCAAUAAUUCUCUUCGGUCGCUUUAUGACUGCCAAUGGGCUGUCUACUGAUGAGGAAAUUAAAGGGAUCGAUAAGAAGAUCCGUCAGGAGAUUGAAGAGGUUGUUCAGGAGUGCGAAAAUGCUCCUUUACCUGAGAUCGAGACCGCUUACACGCACGUAUUUCGUGAGUACCCUAGCGACUUCUUCAUCCGUGGUUCUGAUAUCACCCAGAAAAUCAUACCAAAGGCAUAA